Messenger RNA from Lonchura striata (white-rumped munia), 3345 nucleotides. RefSeq names its product NHERF family PDZ scaffold protein 2 (gene NHERF2). The record is from RefSeq and is a predicted model, not a curated record. Lineage: Eukaryota; Metazoa; Chordata; Aves; Passeriformes; Estrildidae. Gene Ontology annotation, biological process: protein localization to plasma membrane. Gene Ontology annotation, cellular component: apical plasma membrane. Gene Ontology annotation, molecular function: signaling receptor binding; protein-membrane adaptor activity.
CCCGCCCCGCUCCGCCGCCGCCGCCGCUCCGCCGCCGGCCAUGGCCAAGGACCAGCUGAAGCCGCGGCUGUGCCGAAUGCUGAAAGGGGAGAGCGGCUACGGCUUCCACCUGCACGGCGAGAAGGGCAAGAGCGGCCAGUUCAUCCGCAAAGUGGAGCCCGGCUCGCCCGCCGAGGCGGCGGGGCUGCGCGCCGGGGACCGCGUCGUGGAGGUGAACGGGCUCAACGUGGAGCAGGAGACGCAUCACCAGGUGGUGCAGCGCAUCAAGGCCGUGGAGACGGAGACGCGCUUGCUGGUGGUGGACAAGGAGACGGACGAGUACCUGUGCAGCCUGCGGCUCACCUGCACCGAGGACAUGGUGCACAACGGGAUCCUGCUGGGCUCGGCCCUGCCCCCAGCCAAGGGCCUGGCCGCCGACAACGGCGAGGUCUGGAAGCCACAGCUGGACCUGAGCGGGGGCAGCCUCCAGAGGCAUUCCCACAGCUUCUCCUCGCACGGCAGCAGGAAGGAUUUAAACGGCCAGAAGGAGCUGUGCCCACGUCUGUGCCACCUGAAGAAAGGCCCCAAUGGCUACGGCUUCAACCUGCACAGCGAGAAGUCGCGGCCGGGCCAGUUCAUCCGCUCCGUGGACCCCGACUCGCCCGCGGCCCGGGCGGGGCUGCGGCCCCAGGACCGCCUGGUGGAGGUGAACGGGAUAAACGUGGAGGGCCUGCGGCACUCGGAGGUGGUGUCCCACAUCAAAUCCAGGGAGAGCGAAGCCAGGCUCCUGGUGGUGGACCCCGAGACAGACGAGUACUUCAAGAAGCUGGGGGUGACCCCCACGGAGGAGCACACCAAAGGUGUGCUACCCCAGCCCAUGACAAAUGGAUCUGCACAGACUCAGCUGAACGGAGGAUCCACAUCUUCAUCUCACAGCGACCUGCAGAGUCCUGGGAAGGAAUCCGAGGACGGCGACGCCGACAAGAAGGACCCGUUUGAGGAGAGCGGGCUGAGCCUGAGCCCCACGGCCGCCGAGGCCAAGGAGAAGGUGAGGGCCAAGCGCGUGAAGAAGCGAGCGCCGCAGAUGGACUGGAACAAGAAACGGGAGAUUUUCAGCAAUUUCUGAGCCCUGCUGGUGCCGCUCCCUCCCGCCCCAGCUCGGACGUUUCUCAGGGGCCCGCGCCCCGUCCUUCGGUGUCCACGUGAGAUGCUUUGUGCUCUGCUCUUCACUGGUUGCUUUUACAAGGCGUAUUUUAAAGUCCUUUUUAUUUUUAUUUUUUAUUAUUAUUGUUGUUAUUAUUAUUAUUGUUACUCACCAGCGAUUCUCAUAAGAAAAAUGUGACCAAAGCUCCUUUUCUUGCUUGCUCUUGAGCCCGGCUCCGGCUGCCCGCCGUCCCUUGUUCCUGUGAGAAAGGACUGGAAGAAUUUUAACUUUUGUUUCUUACCUGCAUCAUUUAGGCUUCUGUUACUUCUUUUUUACUUUUUAUGUGGGGUGUUUUGGCUUUAUGGGUGUCCCAUGGGAUGCUCGGUGCACUGUGGGAACAUCUCAUGGCUUGUGGUGGAGGUGCCAGGGACCCCCCCCAGCUCCCCGUGCCCAGCAUUAGCUACCCCCACCAUGGGAAAAUGGACUGUGGCUGGAAAUUGUUCGCUGGCUUUGCUAUUGAAGCAAAAACAUUUGUUUUGUUGGUUUUUUAGAUUUUUUUAAAUGAAGUCUCAUGUGUUUCCAGUUAGUUUAGGAACAUGUCCCCCCACCAGCAGCUCCUCCUCAGGUAGGAAAAGCCCAUUUUUCACCCCAAACAGCUCUGCAGAGGGGAGAGGGUGGGGUUUAAAAGCAAACCCCAAACCCAAAGGCCACAGCUCUCCCCACCUGCAGCCGUGGAUGUGGCAGGAGAAAGAGGAGCAGAGCCACUCCUGCCACACGGAGCACGAAGAUGAGAACCACGAGGUGCUACAAAACCCCUUUGGACAGACCUGGAAGUGGGGAUGACCAACAUCUGCUUCCAGGAGGGAGCACAGGGAUGCAGCUCUAACUGAGGCUCGGCGCUGGGGCUGCUCCAGGUCCCACCUGGGCUGGGAUUUGGUGUCCCCAGCCCGGGAGUGUCACCGUGGCAAGGACAUGCUCCGUGUCCGUGGGCUGUACAGGUGCUGUGAUGGCGUGGGCAGCACCUCUGCCUUCCCAAAGCCCACUCUGGGCAUUGUGUGUUUAAAGCACUACGGAUGAAGUGCAUUUAAGCUCUUUGUUGCUGCCUGUGGCUGUGUGGGUGAAGGUGACUCAGCGCUCCCAGGAACCAGAGCUGAGCUCCCAGGGCAGGCCUGGGGCUGCCCCAUCCCUCCCACGCUCCAGCAGCGACCCCAGCCCUGCUCUGGGGACACAAAGCCACUUUUCCCAGCGAGCUGGCCACGGAUGAGGUGGGAGCACAGAGCUGGGGCUGUGCCCUGCCUCUCUCCAGGAUAGAACCCUUGGCUGCUCAGUGUGCAACGGGUGUGGGAACGGCUCUGCACGGAUUUCCUAAGGGAUUUCCAAACUGUGGAGCUAAAAGGUGCCUUAUGCCACCCUCUGCUCUCCUCAGCACUGGGUGUUUGGCUCCCCUGGGCAGCAGCUGGUGCCUGUGGCCUUAUGCUGCUGGCAGGAGAGAGUGGAGAGCCUCAGGGGUGAAGGAGAUGAGUUCUCUUGAUGAAAGUUAUCUUUUAGGAUUGUUGAUGGGCUGAACAGGUUGAAAAUAAUGACUUUGGAGAGGAACUGGUGCAGGUGUUUGGCUGUGGAUGAUGAGACGCACUGGGGUGAUGGGGGAUGUGGAGAGGCUGCCUCCCCUCGGGGCUCUGCCAUUAACAAGACACCUCCUCCCCAUCCCACUUCGAGCUACCUGCACUCUUUUUGGCCCCCAAAAUGCUGUCUUCUCUCUCUGGGUAAUGUUUGGGAGGAGCCUUUCUUUUCCAUGCUGUGCACGCCGCUUCCCGUGGCCAAACCCCGGCAGUGCCCGGGCUGCGUGGGCAGAGCAGCCCCAGGACAGCCUGGUGCACGUCCCAGAGCACAGACCUGGUGUCAGCACCCCACCUCUCAUCCCAGCCUGCUGGACUUGAGGGGGGGAAUUCAACAACCUGGUGUAGUGUUGAAUGUAGAUCAAAAGAAAUCAGGUGUGCGAAUCCGUGUUGGUAAAAUUGAAAGUCUUAAUCUCUUAGUCCAUGGAAACUGCUCCUGGUUGAAGCAUUACUGCAUUCAUCUUGUUGUAGCUCAGUAGUAAUUAUUCAGUUCCUGUACAUUUUAACUUGGAAAAGAAAAAUCAAUAAAGUCUAAGGCUGGCAGCAGCAUUGCAAACCCACCAUGUACACUGUAAUGUCAGUAAUAAACUCGGUUUGCCAUGUACC